GCUGCCCGGGCUCGCCGGUUAAAGCGCCGCGCUCUCCCGACCCUUCGUCUCGUCCCUUUCUCUUCUCAGCAUCUCGCCAGCUCACUGGGCGGCAGCCAGCGGUGGGAGGAAGCGGCCUCAAGGAUGAAGUGCAAGCCAAACCAGACGCGCACCUACGACCCGGAGGGGUUCAAGAAGCGGGCGGCGUGCCUGUGCUUCCGGAGCGAGCUCGAGGACGAGGUGCUGUUAGUGAGUAGCAGUCGGUACCCCGACCGCUGGAUCGUGCCGGGUGGGGGCAUGGAGCCCGAGGAGGAGCCGUGCGGUGCGGCGGUCCGAGAGGUGUACGAAGAGGCGGGAGUCAAGGGGAAGUUAGGCCGGCUCCUGGGCGUAUUCGAACAGAACCAAGAUCGCAAGCACAGAACGUACGUGUUCGUACUGACCGUCACUGAGCUGCUGGAGGAUUGGGAAGAUUCGGUUAACAUUGGGAGGAAACGAGAGUGGUUCAAAAUCGAAGAUGCCAUCAAGGUUCUCCAGUGCCACAAGCCCGUGCAUGCCGAAUAUCUGGAAAAACUAAAGCUGGGCGGUUCCCCAACCAAUGGAAACUCCGUGGCCCCGUCCGUGCCUGAUAGCGAUCCCUAGUGAAUGGCAUAGAUGUUGCUCAGAUUUACUUAGAAAGAAUCAAGUAUGUGAACCCAGUGAUAACUGGAAUUUUGAAGCACAGGGGACACGGCUCAUCCUAUGCUUUUGGACGCUUCUUUCUUAUAUUACAAUGACUAUUCUUCAGGUUGUUGCACUACCACUGUAUCUGUAUAGAAUUUGGCACCUGUGGCCUUUUUUGUGCUUUUAUGAUUAUGUAUCUGUAUUUCUCACCAGGUUAUAUGACCUUGAAUGCAGGGAACUUGUUUCCUUAGUCUUUUUAUAUCUAACAUAAAUGACAUUGCUUAAAAUAUGGUAGACAUCAUCUGAGGAUUUGUUUAAAAAAUAAUAUUUUGUAAUGAUACUCAGUGUAAAACAUUCCCCUUCUAAUCUGUGUAGCAUAUAUGUGCUUCUUAUAUAUUAGGUGUAACGCAAACUGUUUUAAGGCAGGUG
Otolemur garnettii (small-eared galago) is the source of this 1068-nucleotide messenger RNA. Its product is annotated as diphosphoinositol polyphosphate phosphohydrolase 3-beta. The record is from RefSeq and is a predicted model, not a curated record. Gene Ontology annotation, cellular component: nucleus; cytoplasm. Gene Ontology annotation, biological process: adenosine 5'-(hexahydrogen pentaphosphate) catabolic process; diphosphoinositol polyphosphate metabolic process; diadenosine hexaphosphate catabolic process. The transcript is spliced from 2 exons. Bases 124 to 618 code for a protein of 164 amino acids. Gene Ontology annotation, molecular function: bis(5'-adenosyl)-hexaphosphatase activity; diphosphoinositol-polyphosphate diphosphatase activity; endopolyphosphatase activity. Lineage: Eukaryota; Metazoa; Chordata; Mammalia; Primates; Galagidae.